Molecule: messenger RNA, 2031 nt
Organism: Fundulus heteroclitus (mummichog)
Lineage: Eukaryota; Metazoa; Chordata; Actinopteri; Cyprinodontiformes; Fundulidae
Gene: rars2
Product: arginyl-tRNA synthetase 2, mitochondrial
Exons: 20
Coding region: 118-1857 (579 amino acids)
Biological process (GO): arginyl-tRNA aminoacylation; mitochondrial translation
Cellular component (GO): cytoplasm; mitochondrion
Molecular function (GO): arginine-tRNA ligase activity; ATP binding
Source: RefSeq, a predicted model, not a curated record
ACGAACGGAGCGGAAGCAGGAAGUGUAACAUCUGUCAGUGUGGACAGGUCGCGUGAAGAUAUUUAACAAUGUUUUCAUGACUUUGAACGUUACGGGUUGCUUGCACGCUCAUGAAACAUGGCUUGCUUUUUUAGAAGGAAGAUUGCUGCGAAGCUGGCUGAGACGCUGCAGCACUCCGAGGACGCCUUCAUACCUGCUCUGACUGCGGUUCCCGUAUUCAAGAAGCAGCCCACGGCUGACUUCAAGCUGUCACUUGGAACAUUACGAAUCAACGGGAUUCUGCCUUCCAGUGGGGAUAUUCAGCUGCAGACCGAAAACCUGGCUGCGCAGCUGAAGCCAGACAGCGUGGUGGAGGACAUUUCAGCUGGAGACGCCUCGAUUAAUUUUAAAAUAAAUCGCAGCCUCCUUGCAGAGAAACUGUUGGAGCCAUUCGGGAAAGGCGAGCAUUAUGAGUUUGGGCUAAAUAGUAAACUUUUUGACUCUUUGAAGAGAGGGACCACAUUAGUGGAGUUCAGCUCACCAAAUAUCGCUAAAAGGUUUCAUGCUGGCCACUUGCGUUCAACAAUUAUUGGUAACUUCAUUGCCAACCUGAAGCAAUCCCUUGGUAACAAUGUUAUCCGAAUGAACUACCUCGGAGACUGGGGCAUGCAGUUUGGUUUGUUGGGAGCUGGGUUCAACAAGUUUGGGUGCAUGGAAAAGUUAAAGCGAAAUUCAUUACAGCAUUUGUUUGAGGUUUACGUUCAAGCCAACAAAGAAGCAGAGCACAGCGAGGACUUGAAACAAGCGGCUAAAGACUUCUUUAGACAGCUGGAGCAGCAUGAGAGCCAGGCCGUGUCAUUGUGGCAGCAGUUCAGGGACAUCACAGUGAAGGAGUAUAAGCAUAUGUACAAGAGGUUAGGAAUCCACUUUGAUGUGUACAGCGGGGAGUCCUUUCACCAAGACCAAGCCCAGGAGGUGGUCCGGGAGCUGCAGAGCCAGGGUCUGCUGAAAACCUCAGAGAAGGGGACUGGCGUGAUCGACCUCUCUCCAAACGGAGACAUGAGCAACAUCUGUACGCUACUCCGCAGCGAUGGAACCACCCUCUACAUCACCAGAGACAUCGCUGCAGCCAUCAGCAGGAAGGAGGAGUACUGCUUUGACGAGAUGAUUUAUGUGACAGACACAAGCCAGGAAAAUCACUUCAACCAGUUGUUCCAGAUUCUCCUGAAAAUGGGAAAUUCCUGGGCUGGAAGGUGUCGGCAUGUGUCCUUUGGCUUGGUGCAAGGCAUGAGGACCAGGACGGGUAAGGUGGUGUUUCUGGAGGACGUGCUGGACGAAGCGCAGGCCAGGAUGCUCCACAACAUGAACCAGUCCCCCACGACGAAGGAACUGGAAAACCCGGAGGACACAGCCGAGAAAGUGGCAAUCAGCGCGCUGAUAGUUCAGGACUUUAAAGGGCCUCUUCAGUCUGGAUAUAAAUUCGACUGGGCUCGGACGCUGCAGGCUCAGGGUGACACGGGCGUUUUCCUGCAAUACACACACGCCCGACUAUGCAGUCUAAUGCGGAGGAAUGAAGGUGUGGAGACAGCUACGUUCAACCCCUCCUGCCUAUGUGAGCAGACGAGUAGAACAAUCCUCCAGCACCUCCUUCGUUACGAUGAGGUGUUGUAUAAGUCGCACCAGGACCUGGAACCCAAACACCUGGUCAACUUUUUACUGAAGCUGUGCCACUUGGUCGCUGCGGCACACAGAGAGCUGCCGGUGAAAGGAAGCCCUCCGGAUGUCGCACAGGCCCGGUUACGACUGUUCAGUGGAGCACGCUUGGUUCUGGCCGGCGGGAUGAGGAUACUGGGCAUCACACCAGUUCAAAAAAUGUAAACUUUAUAUUUUAAGGUGCGUGAUAAAAAGGUCCUAUGUUUUCUAAAUAAAAUGACACAUGCAGACUCCUUCCGUCGUGUCUAAGAUUUAAUACAUUUUGAGAGAACAUUCAAAACACAAUGCAAGUGGUACAAAAGACACGUAAAAGGGUCAAUAAAAAGAAUCAAAGACGCA